AUGAGCUCAGCCGAGGACCUGCUCAUCAUCUAUGAGGCGGAGGCAGAGCAGUGGGCUGUAUACCUGCGCUCUAUCUUCGCCGGGCCCGUCUGGGAGGAAGGGAUCUGUUGCUACGACAUCGCCACAGUGACCAGCCGGCGGGAGGACUUUCUGCGACUGGGCCAGUACAAGGUCAAGCUGUUAAUCCUGUCCAGGGGAAUGCUAGAGGGCCUGUGCCAGCUCCGCCGCUUCUUCCUGGCCCGGGUGCUGAAGCCUGCAGCCCACGUGGUGGUGCUUCUGUGUGGGGUAGACAGCCUGGCGCCCCUCCUGGAGGUGGUGCCCCUCAAGGGGGACGAGUGUCUGCAGAUAUCCAGCGAGCAAGACGCCCAUGAGUACCUGUCGGCUGUGACCGAUAUUGUGCAGAGAGGGCACCAGGCUGCAGCAGGGAAUGUCAGUGCUGUUCCUGGGAAGUUGACAGGACCGGAUCUAAAGCUGGAGUUAAACCAAAAGUUGGAGAGCAGGCAGUCUACCGGAGCCUCCAGUACCAAACCCAACAACAUGCUGCUGGUCCCCUCCAGAGUUCCCUGUGGGACGCCAGGCGAGGUGUUCAUUCUUUUAAAAGAUACUGUGGCCAGUAAAGAUGCUGAGGUUGAGUUCAGUAGGAGUAAACAGAGGGUGAGAGUGAAACCUGUCCACUGGAACAAACACACCCUCUGUGUGAACGCAGCAGACUUCCAAGCAGGAAGUGUGGGCGUAACACUGUACUGUAGUGGGGUGGCGAUGGGGAAGGCCCAUCUGCAGUACUAUAGCAGCAUGGAGGAGAUGGCUCGCCUUCUAACCAGGGUGGCAGACCCUGUGGACUUCAUGUGCCAGUCUCUUCAGGUGUCCUCGGUAGAGAAGCUGGACCAAAGGCUGUCCUCCAUGCUGUUGGAAGCCAUGCCCUCCACAGGCUUCCAGGGACUGCAGGGAGAUGACCCACCCGAAGGGGAGACGCUCCCAGAGGACGUGCCGUCACUUCUCCACUUUGCAGCCCAGAACGGGUUUAAAGACGUCUCCGGUGUGUUGCUACAAUGUCCUGGGGCGAAAAGAGCUCUGUGCACAACUAACCGCCAUGGUCAGACGCCCGCUGAGAUCGCCCAACAUAAUGGCCACGAUGAGCUCCAUGUAGUGCUGCAGCAGACCCUGAAUAUGUUCACCGUGGGCAAGGACAGUGAUGACAACAGUAUCUAUGAGAUGAUGUGCACAGCAGGGAAUCCCAGUGCUCCAGACAUUCAGAGAGAGCAGCAGGGAGAGGGGGAUGAGGUGGGGGAGGAUGAGGAGGACCUGUACGCCCCGCUAGGUGUAAAUGAUGAAGAGUAUGACACCAUCUUGACCUCCAGCAGCGCCGUCGUUAUUGCUAACAGACCACCGGCGCCCACACCCCGGCCCGAAACCACCUCCGUCAAAGAGGACAGCACCCCCUUCAUAGCUCAAGUGUUCCAGAAGAAGAUGUCACAGAGCGAUACUGAAACCCUGUAUUCUCUACCCACUAAGCAAGCACGCGGGCGAGACGGCAUCUCCUCCACGUACCACACAUUUGUGCCCAACCAGCCGCCUGGGCUGGAGCAGCUGAUUGAGCUGCAGGAGAAGGUGAAGAGAGGCUCUCUCAGUAUGGACGAGGCUCUGGAGAGGUUCAGUGACUGGCAGAGGGUCCAGAAGGGAAUGGACUCCAUUCAACAGGAGAAACUACGCCAGCUGAGGGCGAGUAUCAUCAACAACAGAGAGGACGAUGAAAGUGUCUAUGGGCAUGGUUCAUCCCUGGCAGACACAGUGACAUCCAUCUGCCAAAGGGCACAGGUACAUAGUCAUGUGCCAUUGUCCUGCCACCGUCUGUUUGAUCAGGGGCCUCUGGGCUCGACGCUCCGUAAGGGGCCCCAGGGGCCUCACACCAGCCCCACCAGCGGCUCUCUCUUUUGA
Molecule: messenger RNA, 1935 nt
Organism: Salvelinus namaycush (lake trout)
Lineage: Eukaryota; Metazoa; Chordata; Actinopteri; Salmoniformes; Salmonidae
Product: B-cell scaffold protein with ankyrin repeats-like
Exons: 13
Coding region: 1-1935 (644 amino acids)
Biological process (GO): B cell activation; negative regulation of B cell activation; negative regulation of phosphatidylinositol 3-kinase/protein kinase B signal transduction
Molecular function (GO): signaling receptor binding; protein tyrosine kinase binding
Source: RefSeq, a predicted model, not a curated record